Molecule: messenger RNA, 1921 nt
Organism: Ostrea edulis (European flat oyster)
Lineage: Eukaryota; Metazoa; Mollusca; Bivalvia; Ostreida; Ostreidae
Product: excitatory amino acid transporter 2-like
Exons: 11
Coding region: 62-1519 (485 amino acids)
Biological process (GO): L-glutamate transmembrane transport
Cellular component (GO): plasma membrane
Molecular function (GO): glutamate:sodium symporter activity; neutral L-amino acid transmembrane transporter activity; L-glutamate transmembrane transporter activity
Source: RefSeq, a predicted model, not a curated record
GCAUCCAUCAACUGCCCGAGUUACGUAUGCAUGUGCAUACUCGAUCGGGUUGCUGUUCAACAUGUCCGACAAAACCGCCAAGGAAUCCCUGCCCAGCUGUUUGCGAGUAAAUGCACUCCUCAUCUUUGUUCUGCUGGGGAUAGGGGUGGGACUCGCGCUUGGAUUUGGUCUACGAAAAAUUCAACCCUCGGAGGAGGCCAUUAUGUGGAUAGGUCUGCCGGGUGAGGUAUAUAUGAGGCUACUGAAGAUGACCAUCCUGCCUUUAAUCGUAUCAACCAUCAUUACAGGUACGGCCUCCAUUGAUCCCGGGUCGAACGGCCGCAUCACCAGCAUCAGCUUCCUCUUCAUCCUCAUCGCGAACAGUUUUGGCGCCAUUCUAGGAAUCGUCAUGUACUUCAUUUUUAAACCAGGAGUGGGUGUGGUAAGUGAUGUAUCUCCGGAGGAAACUAUAUCAGUAACCACGACAAAAGUGGAAACAAGUGACAUGUUUGCUGACAUGAUAAGGAACCUCUUCCCAGACAAUAUGAUAACGGCAUGCUUUCAGAAGACACAGACAAUGACCCGUACAACGACAACAAAAUCAGAGCUCAACAUCACCACUGUAACCAAAAGCAAGGAGACUACAUCAGCCAGCGGAGUUAAUAUAUUAGGCCUCAUUGUUGUGUCGACUUUGUUUGGUAUUGCCGCCAGCAAGCUAGGAAGUCUUGUCAAACCAUUCUUGGAUUUCUUUUCUGCCGUCUCUCAUCUCGUGAUAAUGGCCUUGAACUGGAUUAUUGUUACGACACCAGUUGGAGUAGCAAGCCUUAUAGCCUCGGCCAUCUUGAAAGUGACGAAUCUGGAAGCCGUGUUUAACAGUUUAGGGAUGUUCGUUCUCGCCCUUUCCGUUGGAAUAGGUUUUUAUCUCCUUGUGUUGGUGCCUUUGUUGUAUUUCAUCGUCACGAGGAACAGCCCGCUCUAUUACAUCGCAGUGUCACUGAGGGCUUGGAUGACCGUGUUCUCUGUAGCGAGCUCAGCGAUUGGAAUGCCAGAACUCUUGAAGGUGGUGGAAAAUAAGUUACACGUGGAUAAGAGAAUAUCUCGGUACACCGUGCCCCUAGGAGUAGCUCUGACACGCGCUGGCAGCGCCCAGUUUAUAACAUUAUCCUCUCUGUUCCUGAUCAAUUUAGAGGGCAUCGUCCCUAACGCUGCUACAAUUGUACUUGUCUGGCUUUUGACCACCGUUAGUUCUCUGGCCAUACCGUCCAUUCCUUCAGCAGGCAUCGUUACUGUGCUGAUUAUCUUAUCCUCACUCAACAUAAACAUAACAAACAUCGGCUUGUUGAUGGCGCUUGAGUGGUAUGAUGACAGAAUAAGAUCUACCAAUAAUGCCAAUUCUAUUGUUAUGGGGGCAGUCAUUGCAGACAAGUUCUGUAAGUCCCACCUACCUCCAAUGGACUCGAUGGCGGAUGGCGAAAUCAGAGAGGUGGACGUCAUUCCGGAGGAAGAUUUUCAAAAAAGUGGGUCAACAGAAAAUGUCUGAUUAACUUAAUGUAACACAUGUAUCUUCAGGUUUCUGAAACCCGUCUGAUAUCAUUAUCCCUGACCCCUUGUGGAUUUUCGAUAUUCGUAGUAUGUGAAAUAUCAUACAAGCAUGUAAGGAAUGUUUUAAAACCACGAGUACACAAACAAUGCAUUGUUACAUAAUUGAUUCACUUGUAAUGAUAAUUUUAGUUAAGAUUAAUUGCAGUUGCACAGAUGCCAUUGGAUUUAUCUCACAAAGUACUAUUACAUCUUGGUAGCUUUCUCAGAAAAUCGUCCAGAUUUAUGAGAUAUGUGGAAAUUAAAUAAAUUCUAUUGAAGCCUUGUACAGUGCCCUAUAUAAUAUGACAAUUUUAGUAUUAAAAUACUAAUGAAAAUUGAAAUAAAUAAUUUCAGAAUUUAU